Molecule: messenger RNA, 792 nt
Organism: Peromyscus californicus insignis
Lineage: Eukaryota; Metazoa; Chordata; Mammalia; Rodentia; Cricetidae
Product: BPI fold-containing family A member 1-like
Exons: 7
Coding region: 1-792 (263 amino acids)
Biological process (GO): negative regulation of single-species biofilm formation in or on host organism; antibacterial humoral response; innate immune response
Molecular function (GO): lipid binding
Source: RefSeq, a predicted model, not a curated record
AUGCUUCUAGUUGGGAGCCUCCUUGUCCUCUGUGGGCUGCUGGCCCAGAGCUCGGCCCAGCUGGCAGGCCUGCCCUUGCCCUUGGGCCAGGGCCUGCCCUUGCCCUUGGGCCAGGAUCUGCCUUUGGCCGUGACCCCAGUUCUGCCUUCAAAUCCCACAGGCCAUCUUGCUGGAAGCUUCACAGGUGCUCUCAGUGGUGGCCUGCUGUCUGAGGGGAUUCUGGGCAUUUUGGAAAAUAUUCCACUCCUGGAUAUUAUAAAGUCUGGAGACGGGAAUUCUAAUGGCCUGGUUGGGGGCCUGCUUGGAAAACUGACUUCAUCAAUCCCUCUCCUGAACAGUAUCCUUGACAUAAAAAUCACUGACGCCCAACUGCUGGAACUUGGCCUUGUGCAGAGCCCUGACGGCCAUCGUCUCUACGUCACCAUCCCUCUGGGCUUGAGACUCAAAGUGAAUACGCCCCUGGUCGGAAUUGGAAUUUUGGAACUGGCUGUGAAGCUGAACAUCACCGCAGAAGUCUUGGCCGUGAAAGACAAUCAGGGGAGGAUCCACCUGGUCCUUGGUGACUGCACCCACUCCCCUGGCAGCCUGCAAAUCACCUUGCUCAAUGGAGUCACUCCCCUUCAAAGCGUUUUAGACAGCCUCACAGGGAUAUUGACUAAAGUCCUUCCUGACCUGGUGCAGGGCAAGGUAUGUCCUCUGGUCAAUGGGAUUCUCAGCCGUUUGGAUGUCACCCUGGUGCACGACAUUGCUGAAUUACUGAUCCAUGGACUACAAUUUGUCAUCAAGAUCUAG